This is a messenger RNA of Haemorhous mexicanus (house finch), 2255 nucleotides long. It is a transcript of the gene MAP2K1, whose product is annotated as mitogen-activated protein kinase kinase 1. Bases 241 to 1461 code for a protein of 406 amino acids. Gene Ontology annotation, biological process: protein phosphorylation. The transcript has 11 exons. Gene Ontology annotation, molecular function: ATP binding; protein kinase activity. The record is from RefSeq and is a predicted model, not a curated record. NCBI's taxonomy places the organism in Eukaryota, Metazoa, Chordata, Aves, Passeriformes, Fringillidae.
GCGCGCGCCGGCGCGGUCCCGGCCGGGCACAUCCCGAUCCCGGGCAGUGCCCGCCGGAGCUCGGAGCGCUCGGAGUGGGGUCCGGCAGCCGCACGGCCACCUGCCCGCAGCCCGCGGGGGCACCGCCGCGAAGGGCAGCUCCCCGCCCAGUUUGCCGCGCCUCAGGAAGUCCCUCGGACCUGUCCGAAGUGGGGCCGCGGCCGCUCCGUCCGCUCCCCUGCGCGCCGUGUGCGGGCGAAGAUGCCGAAGAAGAAGCCCGGGCCGAUCCAGCUGAACCCCGCUCCUGAUGGAUCCGCCGUGAACGGGACCAGCUCUGCGGACUCUGCUCAAUCCUGCCCUUCUCUCCCGUGCAGGACAAAUCUGGAGGCCCUUCAGAAGAAGCUGGAGGAGCUGGAGCUGGAUGAGCAGCAGCGGAAGCGCCUGGAGGCAUUCCUCACCCAGAAACAGAAGGUUGGGGAGCUGAAGGAUGAUGACUUUGAGAAGAUCAGUGAGCUGGGAGCAGGCAAUGGUGGUGUGGUCUUCAAAGUGUCUCACAAACCCUCCGGCCUCAUCAUGGCAAGAAAGUUAAUCCACCUGGAGAUCAAGCCAGCCAUCCGCAACCAGAUCAUCCGGGAGCUGCAGGUGCUGCACGAGUGCAACUCCCCCUACAUCGUGGGCUUCUAUGGAGCCUUCUACAGUGAUGGGGAGAUCUCCAUCUGCAUGGAGCACAUGGAUGGUGGCUCCUUGGAUCAAGUGCUGAAAAAGGCUGGGAGGAUUCCAGAGCAGAUCCUGGGCAAAGUUAGCAUUGCGGUAAUAAAAGGACUCACAUAUCUGAGAGAAAAACAUAAAAUAAUGCACAGAGAUGUAAAACCAUCCAACAUUUUGGUAAACUCUAGAGGUGAAAUCAAGCUUUGUGACUUUGGUGUCAGUGGGCAGCUGAUAGAUUCCAUGGCAAACUCCUUUGUUGGCACACGCUCCUACAUGUCUCCUGAGAGGCUGCAGGGCACUCACUACUCGGUGCAGUCAGACAUCUGGAGCAUGGGGCUGUCCCUGGUGGAGAUGGCCAUUGGCAGGUACCCCAUCCCCCCUCCUGACUCCAAGGAGCUGGAGCUGAUGUUUGGCUGCCCCGUGGAGGGGGAUUCUCCAGUCACAGAGACCUCGCCCAGGCAAAGAGCGCCCGGCCGGCCCAUGAGCUCCUAUGGAUCAGACAGCAGACCCCCAAUGGCAAUCUUUGAACUUCUGGAUUACAUCGUCAAUGAGCCACCUCCAAAACUGCCCAAUGGUGUCUUUGGUUCUGAAUUUCAAGAUUUUGUUAACAAAUGUUUAAUUAAAAAUCCUGCUGAGAGAGCCGACUUGAAGCAGCUGAUGAUCCAUGCUUUCAUCAAGAGAUCCGAGGCGGAGGAGGUGGAUUUUGCGGGGUGGCUCUGCUCCACCAUCGGCCUUAACCAGCCCAGCACCCCCACGCACGCCGCCGGCGUCUGAGCCCGGGGCCAGCUCCUGGACUGUACCUCUGGUGACAACCACGCUCUCCUGGUCCUCUCUCCUCAGCUUGUACCUGUUCCAACAUGUCUUUCACCUCUUGAGGAAGAAUGUCUUGAUAGCAUGUGCCAAAACGGUUUUAAAUCUCGUCCUAAACUAAUUGGUAUCGUUCCGGGUUCCGUCGUUCACUGACCAAAUGUAAGCUGUGUAAGUUCCAGUGCUUGCUGAUUUUAGGUGAUUAUGGAUAUUCUUUCUUAAUGAAAAUAUCACUGGGGCAGGGGGGGGUUGGCCCCUGGCUUGUUUGAACUUUAUCAAGACUCUUUGUAAAUCGUUGGUACUUCAAUCAUGCUUUCCCUGAGCUCCCCGGGAUCGGGAUGCUCCGAGCCUGUCUGUGAGCAUGCUUUGCUGCUGCCCAGCUGUUCCCAAAAGUUAGGCUCCAAUUUUGCUGUUGUCUAGAGAUCUCUCUCUUUGCAGGUGAAGAAGGCAAGAGCCCUGCGUUUCUCAGAAUGCACAGGGCAAUAUUCUAAUUGUAGACUUGUUCAUAUUUCUAUAUUUAUUUUUCAAACAUAUCAUCAUCCUUGGAUUUAGUGAUGUAUGUCUUUCUAAUUGAUUUUUAAAAGUUAGUUCUUGGAAGUGUCCUAUGGAAUCAAGACAAUGAUCCAAGCACUUUGCUUUCUUUUAACCUAAAGAGUCAUGACAACUGUGUUUAGUGUCUAAAAGUGUAUGAAAAUCCUUUAUUGUUUUAUUCUCUCAGAUGUUUAGCAAUGGGUUCUCUUAAUAAAUAUAUUAUCAAGUAA